This is a messenger RNA of Sus scrofa (pig), 1206 nucleotides long. Its product is annotated as olfactory receptor 7E178-like. Gene Ontology annotation, cellular component: membrane. Gene Ontology annotation, biological process: G protein-coupled receptor signaling pathway. Lineage: Eukaryota; Metazoa; Chordata; Mammalia; Artiodactyla; Suidae. Gene Ontology annotation, molecular function: G protein-coupled receptor activity; olfactory receptor activity. The record is from RefSeq and is a predicted model, not a curated record.
ACACCCAUGUACUUCUUCCUUUCCAAUUUGUCCUUGGCUGACAUCAGUAUCAGCACCACCACUGUCUCCAAGAUGCUAGUGAACCUCCAGACACACAACAAAACUAUCAGAUAUGCAGGCUGCCUAACACAAGUGAUGCUUUUUCCUCUUUUUGCCUGUUUGGAGAGUCUACUUCUGACAGUCAUGGCCUAUGACCAGUUGGUAGCCAUCUGUCACCCCCUACACUACCUGAUGAUCAUGAACUCCCACCUCUGUGGCUUGCUGGUCCUGGGGUCAUUUUCCAUUGGCCUCUUAAACUCCCAGCUGCACUACUGGAUGAUGUCACAGCUCACCUUCUGUGCAGAUGUGAAAAUCCCUCAUUUCUUUUGUGAACUUUCUCAGCUCAUUAGUCUUGCCAGUUCUGACACCUCCACCUAUAACAUAUUAAUCUACUUCAUCGGUACCAUCUUUGGUGGGAUUCCACUCUUAGGGAUCUUUUAUUCUUAUGCUCAAAUUCUUUCCUCCAUUCUGAGAGUCUCAUCAUCGGGAGGGAGGUAUAAAGCCUUCUCCACCUGUGGCUCUCACCUGUCCGUUGUUUGCUUGCUGUAUGGAACAGGCCUUGGGGUGUACCUCAGUUCAGCCAUCUCCUCCUCCCCCAGGAAGAGUGCAGUGGCCUCGGUGAUGUACACUGUGUUCACACCUAUGUUGAAUCCCUUCAUCUACAGCCUGAGGAACAGGGACAUCAAGCGUGCCCAGUGGGGGAUUGAAUCAUACUGGCUCCAGAGCUUCCUGGUGGAUUUCAGAGCCUUUGGUGGACUUCAGCUUGGCUUGAAUUUUUGCACUGCCCUUUCUCCCUACAAAGAGUUUGCAAAUACCACAAAGUCUCAAGGAGUCUUCGAGGUCCAUACCUGGGUCUGCCUUCUUGCCAGUCCUGAGAACAAAGCCUCAGCCUGCAACCAACAUCAGGUAGGGGAGGGGCAGGACAUGGGCCUUCCUCAGUCCUUCUCCAGCAGAGACACAGCACAGUCCAGGGUGAGCCAAGAGCUGUGGGAGACACUGCAUGCAGAAGGGUUGGGAGAAACUUGUUUUCUCAUUAUCAAGCCAGCAGACAGUUGGGAUAACCAGGUGGUUCUGAACUCUCCCCUAAUUGCUCCACUUGAUCAUGAAAAUGAUGAUGAUGAUGAUGAAAAUGAAGGCAGUAACCAAAAUAUCACAGCCUUUACCUAA